This is a messenger RNA of Camelina sativa (false flax), 750 nucleotides long. RefSeq names its product glycine-rich RNA-binding protein 2, mitochondrial-like. Gene Ontology annotation, biological process: mRNA splicing, via spliceosome. NCBI's taxonomy places the organism in Eukaryota, Viridiplantae, Streptophyta, Magnoliopsida, Brassicales, Brassicaceae. Gene Ontology annotation, cellular component: U1 snRNP; precatalytic spliceosome; U2-type prespliceosome. Gene Ontology annotation, molecular function: U1 snRNA binding; mRNA binding. The record is from RefSeq and is a predicted model, not a curated record.
AUGUCCAGUUCGAGCAAGAAAUCGGCUGCCAAAGUUAAUUUAUUGGGUAAGAGAAAGCAACAAGAUGAUUUGGCGACCAAAACGAUUGUGCAGAAACAUAAGGAAACAUCCGAGGAGAAGGCAGUUAACGUAACAAAAAGAAUGCUCUUUGUUUCCGGUCUCUCUCGCCAAACUAAAGCAUCAGAUAUCAUUGAUUUCUUCAAUGAUGGUGGAGAAGUUGUUCUUGUUCGACUUAUUUUAAACCAGGAGGGUAGGCAUGUUGGAUAUGGCUAUGUUGAGUUUGCUUCUCCUAACGCAGCAAAAGAGGCUUUGGAAGCAAAGAACGGUAAAUAUAUGCACGGUGGUCAGGUUUUUCUUGAAGUGCCUAACACAGCUCCAUACCCUCCACCGAGGUACAAAGACCACCAUGUCCGAGAAAGUCUUCCUAGAGAAGAAGAUGAGGCACCUCCCGAUUCUGUUUUGCUGUUAAAUUCAGGCAGUUUCCCUAUCAAAAAAACGCUCUUUGUUUCUGGUCUCUCUUCCCCAACUAAAAUCUCAGAUAUCAUUGAUUUUUUCAAUGAUGUUGGAGAAGUUGUUCAUGUUCGACUUAUAAUAAACCAGGAUAGUCGGCAUGCGGGCUAUGGCUAUGUUGAGUUUGCUUCCCCCAACGCAGCAAAGGAGGCGCUCGAAACAAAGAUAGGCGAAUAUUUGCACGGUGGGAAGAUUUUUCUUGAAGUGGCUAAGACAACUCCAUACCCCUCACCUAAGUAA